AUGUUCAGCACUGUCACUUUUUUCACUCUUUUGACUGCCCUUUCCGGCGUCACUGCUCUGCCUUUCAGCGAUCUUGUCCGGUCUCUUCCUAGAGAUAUCACCCAUAUCGCUGUCGACGAGGGCAAAAGGUACCCGGUUGACGAUGCCUCGUCCAGCAGUGUCGAGCGUCGUGCCGCCAGCCAAUGCGCGCAACUUUCCGUUGAUGAAGCAAAAACCCUUUCUGGAUGGGAUGCCAUCGUUCAAUACGCCAAUGAUAACUGGGGCAGUGGCUCCCGCAACAUUGUUACGAACCCUUCCGACUAUGUCGACAGCCCUGCACAAGUCUGUAUCACGGACGAUGUUGUCCAGCUCAGCUUCUCUGGCGAUCCGGUCUGCCAGACACAUACCGCCUCUUCUCAGGGCACUCUCGUUGGCACAGAAGGCGAAGUCGACAUUGAAGUCGACCAAGGCUUCAAUACUGAUACUUCUUACACCAUGAGUACUGCUUCGACGAUUGGUGUUUCCGAUACGCUUACUGUUAAAAUCGGUGUUCCAGAGGUAGCCGAAGUGACAGAAGCGUUGACUAUCUCUGCUUCGGUUACCGAUACCACGUCGAGCACUUUCGACGUAUCUUACAACGACGUGAGCAAGGUGACCAUAAAGAUGACUGCACCCGAAGGCAAGACUUGCAAUGCUCAGACCAGCACCAAGACUUGUAAUAUCCAGGCCACCGGUAACAUCCGCUACCUCGCGACCGGCUGGAUUUGGUUCAACUACAACGACAAGACACAGGGUCACUACAAAUGGGCCGCUAACAUUGAUUCUAUCUUGACGAACCAGGAUGACCGCUCCAGCUUUGCCACCUUCAAGGGCUCUAUGGUCGCGAAUACCUACACCAGCUAUGCUGGAAACUGCCAGUAA
Molecule: messenger RNA, 900 nt
Organism: Desarmillaria tabescens
Lineage: Eukaryota; Fungi; Basidiomycota; Agaricomycetes; Agaricales; Physalacriaceae
Exons: 10
Coding region: 1-900 (299 amino acids)
Source: RefSeq, a predicted model, not a curated record